Akanthomyces muscarius is the source of this 1305-nucleotide messenger RNA. RefSeq lists its product as uncharacterized. NCBI's taxonomy places the organism in Eukaryota, Fungi, Ascomycota, Sordariomycetes, Hypocreales, Cordycipitaceae. The transcript is spliced from 2 exons. The coding region runs from base 1 to 1305 and encodes 434 amino acids. The record is from RefSeq and is a predicted model, not a curated record.
AUGGAUAAGAAAACAGAGAAGUCGUCCCCAAACGAAUCAGUCGCGGAAGUAGACGUCAGCGGAGACCGCUUUCUGGCCGCUGCUCCGCGCCGACAACAGAUCUUGGAAACUAUCAACGCAACACAGCACGCAAAAGCCGCGCUGUACCAGACUCGUCAAGACUUGCUCACGAUCGGCGACGACCAAGACAGCGCAUCCGAGAUGGCCCAGAAGAUGAAGGAAACGGCCGAGCGGGAGAAGAAGGAAUGGACCAAGCUCAAGGGUAGCAAGCUCAAGAAGCUGUUUCACAGCGCCGAGUACGCCGCGGAGCUGAAGAAGGAGGAAGAUGAGUACUACGAGGCGUACGAGUGGCAGCUACGCGCCGAGGCGGCGGCCAAGGAGGUAGGAGAGCAAAUCGCCACGUUGCGUAAGAAGAAGUCUAUCCUGCUCAAGCAGGUCGAGGAGCACCGCCAGGCGCAGGUGCAGCUGGCAAACCUUUACGAGGAGGUUUUUGAUGGACCGACGCCGAAUUGGCCGGAGGAAGAUGAGAUGGAAGCAAAUCUAGCGGCGCUUCAAGAAACAUGUGAUACCGUCCAAGGCAAAAUUACGCAUACAUAUCAUGUCUGUGAGGUCCUCGCUCCGGCCCGCCGCGCUCUGAACACUGCUCUAGAAGCCGCCCAGAAUUCUUACGACAGCACCUUGUCGAAUAUUGGCAACAUGGCGAUCAACCUGGCCGUCGAUAUGUCAAAGCCCGACUAUGUACAGCCAGGCACGCCCGACAAGAGGCCGUACAAGGCCACAGGUGGAACACUGGAGCAGAUCCGGCGCUGCCUCGCGCAAGCAGACCAGAGCAUGGCGGCAGCGCAGCGCCUCGACCCCAGUGUCAUGGCGCACGUACUGCCGCAGAUUGACCCCGAGAACAAGGCCCGCCACAGCGGCCGCAUCGACCGCUUCAUCAACGCGCCGCUGACGGACAUUAUCUUUUACCAAGAGAUUGACGAGGCGGGAAAGGCGCUGGAGACGGUGGCCCGGGUCGUGACAGAGGAAGUGGACCGGUGGGAUGCUAAGCUGGAGUCGCUGCGCGAGGAGAGGACGCCCAUUCAGGAAAAGCUCAAGCUGUGUCGCGAGGAGUUGUAUGAGCUUCGUGCGAGGCUGUUUGAUGAUGCGACGUGCCCGCCGCCGCAAUACACCGACAAGGAAGCAGAAGAUGAAGCAGCGAAGAAGAAAGGGAAAAUGGACAAGGGUGGAAAUGUAGUGAAGGGAGACUUGUCCGACAAGCGACAGAUGGUAGUGGAGGGAGAGACAUUAGAAAAGGGGAAGCAGUAG